AUGACAGUCAGUAAUGAAUUUGAAAUGCUGUUUGCAGUGCCCUUGGAGUGCCAGGCCUGUGUAGACAGCGUGUCCAAGGCACUUGCUUCGAUUUCGGAAAUCACCAAGUUCAAUGUGGACUUACAAAAUAAUCUCGUGACAACCACCGGUUCCGUGGCACCGUCGCAGAUUGUAAGGUCGAUUCAGGCUACGGGAAAAGAUGCCAUAAUACGUGGAACCGGUAAGCCCAACUCGGCAGCGGUUUGUAUUCUCGAAUCGUUCGAUAAAAAGGACAUUGCAAACCCAGUGAAGGGAUUGGCACGAAUUGUCAGCAUUGGAGACAACGAUGCCGUCGUUGAUUUGACCGUCAAUGGACUUCCCGCGGGAACGUAUUAUCCUUCAAUUAGAGCCUCAGGCAACUUGUCUCAAGGUGCCUUAUCGACUGGUAAAUUAUUUUAUGAUUUGGGCCUGAUUCUGGUGACAGAACCUCUGUCUGUAGAAACUGUGAUAAUGAGCGAAGGAGCCCACCAAGAACCGAUAAGCGAUUCUUUUGCCGGUCAGAGUUUUCUUCACGCCAAACUCAACGUUUCAGAGCUUAUUGGGCGCAGUAUAAUCUUGUCUCGCGUCAAAGAUUCCAUCGCUUCAGAUUCGAUUUGUGGGGUGAUUGCUAGAAGUGCUGGUGUUUGGGAAAACGACAAACAAGUAUGCAGCUGUUCUGGAAAAACCGUUUGGCAGGAGAGAGGUGAUGCCAAAAAAAGAGGGGUUGCUGUGUAG
Molecule: messenger RNA, 753 nt
Organism: Meyerozyma guilliermondii ATCC 6260
Lineage: Eukaryota; Fungi; Ascomycota; Pichiomycetes; Serinales; Debaryomycetaceae
Gene: CCS1
Product: copper chaperone
Exons: 1
Coding region: 1-753 (250 amino acids)
Biological process (GO): removal of superoxide radicals
Cellular component (GO): cytoplasm
Molecular function (GO): copper ion binding; superoxide dismutase copper chaperone activity
Source: RefSeq, a predicted model, not a curated record